This is a messenger RNA of Penicillium manginii, 549 nucleotides long. RefSeq lists its product as uncharacterized. The record is from RefSeq and is a predicted model, not a curated record. The coding region runs from base 1 to 549 and encodes 182 amino acids. NCBI's taxonomy places the organism in Eukaryota, Fungi, Ascomycota, Eurotiomycetes, Eurotiales, Aspergillaceae. The transcript is spliced from 2 exons.
AUGACGUAUAAUAUUAGUAUUGACCCUGAUGUGGAUGAUAGAGAAUACGUCUUUGGCGAUCAAGAGAGCCCCCAGAGCACAGACGCCGAGCAAACUACCCAACAGAACCACUCGACUAUCUCAACGGACGAGACCCAGAAGAGUCAAACCGAGGUGUUGAAACUUUCAGCCCUGCGCCAGCGAGAAAACACCCAAAAUACUAGCCAACCGCCUGAGACAAGCCGAAAAAAAGGCUAUCACAACCCAGAACUGGGACAUGUAAUUGAAGAGCGAGUCCCAACAGAAUAUUACUUUGACGAGCACGAAGCGCUCCCCCGAAGCCUUACCCGUGAAUACCCCAGGUUUUUUCCAGAACUCUCCUCACUUGUUAAAGAUCGAGCCAUGCCAUACAAUAUUAAAAUGAACGAUCAUGUCAAUAUGAGCGACGAUCUUGCCGCUGUCGAGAAUAAGGUCUUGCGACAGCAAGUGGAUCUCUUGCAAGCCAAGCUGAAGAGAUACGAAUCGGCGGAAGUUAACCCCCCCAAGGUUUCAAUUCCUGUAUCAACUUGA